Molecule: messenger RNA, 4698 nt
Organism: Homo sapiens (human)
Lineage: Eukaryota; Metazoa; Chordata; Mammalia; Primates; Hominidae
Gene: ESF1
Product: ESF1 nucleolar pre-rRNA processing protein
Exons: 14
Coding region: 1594-4149 (851 amino acids)
Biological process (GO): rRNA processing
Cellular component (GO): nucleolus; nucleoplasm; nucleus
Source: RefSeq, a predicted model, not a curated record
GGGUGUGAGCCCCACGUGAGGCUUGGUAGGACUGCGGACGGUGAGUGGGGAUGGACUGGAGUUGAAGAGCUCGAGAUGAAGGGCUUGAGGGCGUGUGUGUGUGUGGCGCGGGGAAAAAACUAGUCUCUAACAGGAUCUCUUUCGGAUCUGCGAGGGGUUUUGCCCCUUCCUCCUGAGCCUUUUUCGGUCUCAUUCUUCAGUCUUCAUCGAUCCUUUUCAGGGUCGCUUCUCGAAUCAGUCUGUUAGCUGCCCCCCUGCGGUACAGGAGGUGGAAAGGAGACCCUAGUUCAGGGGCCAGCCCUGUGUUCUCCGAAUUAGAGAGCGGGCAGAAGGGGAGGGUGGGCUACGGGGAUGCGGGCGCGUGUCGGGAGUGAGGUCCGGUCGCCUUCCCCUCUCUCGGAUUAUCUGACAUAUAAUGAGUGCUUUCCUUCUAAACAUUUACAAUACAUGCAGUACUUCUCCUGGUUGAGGUGGUACCUACCUCGUAAGAUUGCUCAGAGAGUUAAGUGCUGUAAUACAUCGAAAAAUGUGUAAAUGCACCAGCGAUAGCUUCCUUUUUUUUCCUAGUUAGUGUAAUUAAAAGGACUUGAUUUUUAAAUAAGAAAUAUUGCCCUUUUAAUCAUUUUGGGGGGGGGUUGCUUAAUAAUCAACGACUUUUGGCUCUUUGCAAAAUUCCCAUCCAGAGAUGCUAAACCAUUGGAGACUUUUCACAAGGGAACAAUAUUAAUUUAUACACACAUAUGUAUAUGUUCUAGUAUGUUUUGGGGGAAUGAGCUCACUUGGGCCUUCAUCACUGGUAGAAUCAGAUAUUAUAGAAAGAAGUGAUAUUUAUUAACUGGUGUGAGACUUUACCUGGAGACUCAAAUUUACUUUUUAUUUUUAAACUUUUUAUUACUUUUGAAGGAUGAUCGAAUUUAAAAAGGAAACUUUCUUAGCUAAACCUGAGUUGAUUUUGGUCUGUUUAGUUAGAAUGCUAGUCUUACAGAACUAAAGGCUGUUUGUUGGCAGUAGCCGGAGAUAAGGAGUAAGCAGAAUGAGACCAGAAUGUGAAGAAACAAAUGAGGCCAACGGAGGCUAGGGAAUCUUUCUUUCUUACUUUUUUUUGGUAGACAGGGUCUCACUCUGUUGCCCCAGCUGGUGUGCUGUAGUGCCGUUAGGCUCACUCUAGCCAAGACCUCCCGGGUGGAAGUGAUCCUCUUGCCUUAGCCUCCAAAGUAGCUGGGACUACAGGCGCGCGCCACCAUGCCGGGCUCAUUUUUGUAUUUCUUGUGGGGAUUCACCAUGUUACCCAGGCUGGUCCUGAACUCCUGGGCUCAAGUGAUCCGCCCGCCUUGGCCUCCGAAAGUGCUGGUGAGCCACCGCACUCGGCCUAGGGAAUCUUAACUACAUUUGCCUUCAAUUAGUAACACAUACUGGUAUACAAAUAGAAAUUCUAAGUGAGAGCAAUGGAUGAAUAAACAUUUGUUCCCCUCCAUAAAGCCCUGGGAUUCUGCUUUGUCUACCUUAAGUUUAUUUCUCUAAAUGAUCUGUCAUGGAAAGAGGAUAUUUUGUAUUUGUUUUCUUCAAGCAUUUGGUCGAGAUUAAGAAUUAAAAAUGUCAUCCAAACAAGAAAUAAUGAGUGACCAGCGGUUUAGACGGGUUGCAAAGGACCCGAGAUUUUGGGAAAUGCCAGAAAAGGAUCGAAAAGUCAAAAUUGACAAGAGAUUUCGAGCCAUGUUUCAUGACAAGAAGUUCAAGUUGAACUAUGCCGUGGAUAAAAGAGGGCGCCCCAUUAGCCAUAGCACUACAGAGGAUUUGAAGCGUUUUUACGACCUUUCAGAUUCUGAUUCCAAUCUCUCUGGUGAAGAUAGCAAAGCAUUGAGUCAAAAGAAAAUAAAGAAGAAAAAAACCCAGACUAAAAAAGAAAUCGAUUCAAAAAAUCUAGUUGAGAAAAAGAAAGAAACCAAGAAGGCUAAUCACAAGGGUUCUGAAAAUAAAACUGAUUUAGAUAAUUCUAUAGGAAUUAAAAAAAUGAAAACCUCAUGUAAAUUUAAGAUAGAUUCAAACAUAAGUCCGAAGAAGGAUAGCAAAGAAUUUACACAAAAAAAUAAGAAAGAGAAAAAAAACAUUGUUCAACAUACUACAGACUCUUCUCUCGAAGAAAAACAAAGGACAUUAGACUCAGGCACCUCUGAAAUUGUGAAAUCUCCCAGAAUCGAGUGUUCUAAGACAAGAAGAGAAAUGCAAUCAGUGGUUCAACUCAUAAUGACAAGAGACAGUGAUGGUUAUGAAAACUCAACAGAUGGUGAAAUGUGUGACAAAGAUGCUCUGGAGGAAGAUUCAGAAAGCGUUAGUGAAAUAGGAAGUGAUGAGGAAUCUGAAAAUGAAAUUACAAGUGUUGGUAGAGCUUCAGGUGAUGACGAUGGAAGUGAAGAUGAUGAAGAGGAGGAUGAAGAUGAAGAGGAGGAUGAAGAUGAGGAUAGUGAGGAUGAUGAUAAAAGUGACAGUGGCCCUGAUCUUGCAAGGGGUAAAGGAAAUAUAGAAACUAGUUCUGAAGAUGAAGAUGAUACGGCAGAUUUGUUUCCAGAAGAAUCUGGUUUUGAGCAUGCUUGGAGAGAAUUAGAUAAAGAUGCUCCUCGUGCUGAUGAGAUUACACGUCGAUUAGCAGUUUGUAACAUGGACUGGGAUAGAUUAAAGGCAAAAGAUUUGCUGGCUCUGUUCAAUUCAUUUAAACCCAAAGGAGGUGUAAUAUUUUCCGUCAAGAUAUAUCCUUCAGAAUUUGGAAAGGAGAGGAUGAAGGAAGAGCAAGUUCAAGGACCAGUAGAGCUAUUAAGUAUUCCUGAAGAUGCCCCAGAAAAAGACUGGACGUCUAGAGAAAAAUUGAGAGAUUAUCAAUUCAAACGACUGAAGUACUAUUAUGCAGUAGUAGACUGUGAUUCUCCGGAAACAGCUAGUAAAAUUUAUGAGGAUUGUGAUGGCCUGGAAUUUGAAAGUAGUUGUUCUUUCAUAGAUCUAAGGUUUAUACCAGAUGAUAUUACUUUUGAUGAUGAGCCUAAGGAUGUAGCCUCAGAAGUGAAUUUAACAGCAUAUAAACCAAAAUAUUUCACUUCUGCUGCAAUGGGAACAUCAACGGUGGAAAUCACUUGGGAUGAGACUGAUCAUGAAAGAAUUACAAUGCUCAACAGGAAGUUUAAAAAGGAAGAGCUUUUGGACAUGGAUUUUCAAGCCUACUUAGCUUCCUCUAGUGAAGAUGAAGAGGAGAUAGAAGAGGAGCUACAAGGUGAUGAUGGAGUCAAUGUAGAAGAAGAUGGGAAAACAAAGAAAAGUCAGAAGGAUGAUGAAGAACAAAUUGCUAAAUACAGGCAGCUCUUGCAGGUUAUUCAAGAAAAAGAAAAGAAAGGCAAAGAAAAUGAUAUGGAAAUGGAAAUUAAAUGGGUUCCAGGUCUUAAAGAAAGUGCAGAAGAGAUGGUCAAAAACAAAUUGGAAGGAAAGGAUAAACUGACCCCUUGGGAACAAUUUUUAGAGAAGAAGAAAGAGAAAAAAAGACUGAAAAGGAAACAGAAGGCUCUUGCUGAAGAGGCCAGUGAAGAGGAACUUCCCUCUGAUGUUGAUUUGAAUGACCCAUACUUUGCUGAAGAAGUUAAACAAAUAGGUAUAAAUAAAAAAUCGGUAAAAUCUGCAAAAGAUGGCACAUCUCCAGAAGAAGAAAUUGAAAUAGAAAGACAAAAGGCUGAAAUGGCUUUGCUUAUGAUGGAUGAGGACGAGGACAGUAAGAAACACUUCAAUUACAACAAGAUUGUGGAGCACCAGAAUCUGAGCAAAAAGAAGAAAAAGCAGCUCAUGAAAAAGAAGGAAUUAAUAGAGGAUGACUUUGAGGUAAAUGUUAACGAUGCACGGUUUCAGGCAAUGUACACUUCCCACUUGUUCAAUUUGGACCCCUCAGAUCCCAAUUUCAAGAAAACAAAAGCUAUGGAAAAAAUCCUUGAGGAGAAGGCCCGGCAAAGAGAACGGAAAGAACAAGAACUUACUCAGGCAAUAAAGAAAAAAGAGAGUGAGAUUGAAAAGGAAUCACAAAGGAAGUCCAUUGAUCCUGCUUUGUCAAUGUUGAUUAAAUCUAUAAAAACCAAAACAGAGCAGUUUCAAGCAAGAAAAAAGCAAAAAGUCAAAUAACUGGAUGUUACUUAUUUUUGAACUGAAUACAUCUUUUCCUAAAAUGUACAAAAAUAAUAGGAGGGAAUAUUUAUUGGGAACAAAGCUAUCUUUCAAGAACAUGAAUAAAAUCUUUUUCUGGACAUAGUAAAAUUUUUCUCCAUAAAUAAUUGUACUUAAUUGUGGAUGACUGACAAAUUUUUAUUGUAUAUUCCUACAGAUCAGUCAUAAUUAAAUUACCUGCAUUAUAGGGUUUAUAAAAUUUUUAUAUUUUACAAUGUUCAGUUCUAACUAGUGGAAAGUUACUCUAGCUUUUUAAAAGGCUGUUUACAAUUCUGUGUAAAAAUAGAGCAGUAUCUACUCAAGUUUGUGUAAAUGUUAGGGAUAAUUUGAAAAAUAUAUAUAUUUAAUACAUUAAUUUCUCUGGAAGCAGGAGGCAUGUUUAAAUAACUAUUAAAAUAAUUUAUUUUUCUAGCCAUAAAGGAUGGAAGUCAAGAACUUUUUGUUGUUUAGUCAUGUUAAGUAUAGUUUAUGAAAUUAACUUGUAAAUAAAAGUGUAAAAUAUUUUCA